GAUAAGAAUCGAUAAGCGAUAGAGUGGAAGCGAACGUACCGAUUUCAAUGAGAUUAUGGAAGAUCGUUGUAAAGAACAUGAUGAUGAAUUGUUCCGAUUCUUCUGUACGGACUGUAAACGUCUAAUCUGUGACGUUUGUAUCGACGAGGAACACAGUAAACAUGCGUUCUGCAGCAUUAGACGCGUGGCAGAGUCGAAACGGGACGACUUGUUGACACAGCUAGGGAGCGACAGACAGACACACAUAGACCGUCUCCAUCAGUAUUCGGAAAAGAUACAGCAGACGAAAGACAAUUUUUCAAGUCAGACUGAAGGCCUGGUCGAAAACAUAGACGCGAAAGCCGAAUACUUAAUGGACAGAAUUCACAAAGUUAGAGAUAAGGUUGUUUCCCUUGUCCUUCAUUAUCAACAGCAGUGUGAGGAGCCCUUUACAGAUGCCCAGAGGAAAAUUGAUGAAUGUUUGUCGCUUAUCAAUCAUUAUUCAGAAAUGCUGACUGAUAUAGAAGAGAAGACAGACAGAGAAAUUGUCAUUAUGCAAACAAGAUUGGACACAAAACUAACCUCUGUUCCUGACCCAGAUGAAAUACCUUCAGGACCACUGAUGACAUUUGUUGAAAAUAAUAACGAAAGUUUGAGUGACAGAAAUAUUGAAUCACUGUUUGGCAGCUUCACACUCAACAGCUUGAGGAACGAAGAAAACUAUUGGCUAACUAUGACUGAAAAGAAAGAUGCAGAGACAAACACGGAUCCUGUAGACAUAAGACCUACAGAUAAUGAGGAGAAUGGUGUCGGUGCUGAAGAAGAUCAAGAAGAAAGCAGCAAUGGCAAAAAUGAAACUGAGGAUUAUACAACAGUCCCUAUCAUGGAUGAAUAUCAAGACAUCUCUCUCGAUUUUGAACUGGCGGGCCAAGGAUCUAUAAAUAAAAUCCUGCCAUGUUUUAACUCUAAGUCUGCCUACAUCCUGACAUCCAAGAGCAUGAAGUUUGUCAAUGCUUUGACAGGUGAUUUAGACAUGACCCCAGGGAAGAUGCAUAAGCGUGAAGCCCAUCAAACUUUGAUGUCCAAUGUUGCAGAUGUAAGCAUGACCAAAGAUGGUCAUGUUGUAUUUAUAGAGGAAAAGCGAGCAUGUGUGAAAAGAUUAACCAGCUCAGACACGGUUGUUGUUUUGGCUGAAUUCCCCAAAGAUUCCAAAGUACAUUGCAUCAAUGUGUCAAAUGAUAACCAUAUUAUAGUGUGUCACUCGAAGGUCCAAGAGGGCCGACAAAGAACUUGCAUUACUCAGUUGGACGAGCAUGGCGUUCAACUAAAGUCUGUUGUCCUUGGGAUGUCUUACCGUUUCCCGUACAGAUUUUGUAAAAAUACCAAUGGAGACAUGCCUUUCCUUGACCUUGAGGGCCCAGGCAUAUCGAAAGGAUGUGUUAGAAUUGUGAACUCUGAUCUCAAACAUGUAGCAACAUAUGCUGGUGCUAUAGGACCAAUACCUUCGGACACAUUUGAACCGCGGGGAAUAUGCUGUGAUGUAGAUAGUCAUAUCAUUGUUACAGAUUGUCGGAACCAUGCUGUUCACCUCCUCAAUUCAAUGGGAAAGUACAUGCGACUGAUCCUUACACACAAAGAUGGCAUCCGACACCCUGUGUCUGUGAACCUUGACAGAAAUGGUCUUCUUUGGAUUGGCUGUCUCUAUGGAAAAGUCUAUGUGAGGAAAUACAAGGAUUUGUUUUUGUAGAGUUCUACAAUAUAUCUAGCCUGGCCAUGGUUUACAUUGCCAAAAAAACACCCUGAUGAUCCAUUGGUUUAUAAAUACCCAGUCUUUAAUUUUAAGUAAAAAUUAUUUUGUGCAUUUAAGGCUGUUCCAUCUUUCUUGUCUCCAAAGAAUUGGUUUAUUUUACUAAUUUAUUAUUGGGGGGAAAAGAACAAAGAAGUGAUGGAUAAUUAACAUAAUAUGAAAAAUUUCAAAAAUAUGAUAAAAAAUAUUAAUACCAGGUCGAUAACGCUACAUUUUCUGAAUUAUUAAGACAAGUAUUAUCAGUAUGUAGCUCGUGUCCCUUUACCAAAAAACUAUAAAAUCUGAAUAAAAUAUUUUUUAGUCUACAGGUACAUUUACCUUGCAUGACAUGAACAUCCAUAUGAAAGAAAAUUGAUAAUACUAUGAAGAUUUUUAUGGAAGAAAAAAAUAUAUAUAGAUAUAGAGCAAACAGUUUUUUGAUAAAUUUUAAGCUACAAGAAGACAAGUCAGGUUUUUAUAUUUAAGAGAACUAGUCUGUAGCAAGAUUUAAAAAAACAACAACAUUGAAUUAGCCCGGGGUGUCGGGCAAAUGAAAUUAUACACCCUAAAGAAGUUUGAUUUAAAAUAAUGUAAAUGUACUGGUGUAGCACCAAGACAGCUUAAUUGCAAAAAUUAAUUAGUACAUAGUUCAUAUAUACAUAGAUUAAUAAAUUCAAAGUGUUUUCAUCAAUCUUUUUGACUGGUAGUUAUCAAAUGGCAGUUGCCUCCCUUGUCACUUCUGACCAUAUGGCACAGCUGUUGCACAGUCAUUUAUAAAUGCUAAGACCCUAUUGCAGGUCAAGAAAAGGAUGUAUAGAUCUAGAUUUAAUUUGUUUUAUUGACAUGCAUAUUUGGUUGCGUAUUUUUUUUCUUUCUGAAUGUGACAGAUGGUUUCAAUCUGGUCUAGUUCUUUAUUCGAUACACUGAGAAAGAGAAACUUGAACCUUUUUUUAGAAACUACUACCGGAGUAUGAAUAAAAGGACUAUUUUGGUACGUCUUUUCUCCAAGGAAACUGCAUAAUGACAUGAUUAUAAUCUCAGUAUAGUUUUCCUCUAUUUCAUGUAUUGAGUAACUCAAAAAGAUUACAGUAAAAAGCAACUUCGCUUCAACCAUUAAGAUUUCAACAAAUUUACGAAAAAAUGUGAUUACAAUGAAAUCUUCUGAUUUGGCAAAGGUCAUUUUGCCAAAGUUGAAGUUCACUUGGCCAGACCAUGGGUUCUAUCAUGCAGACUACCAGGCCAGUGGGUUAAAUUUUGGGUUCACUGGGCUAGAUCAGGGUUUCCCUUGUCCUGGCAAGGAGUUCACAGGGGCAGAUCAGGGGUUCACUGGACUAGAUUUGAAGUUCAUUGAACCAGGCUUAGGAAUUGAUUACUUGGCCAGGCUUUGGGUUCAUAUAACUAGACAAAGGAUUCAACAGGCGAUAGUUAUUAGCAAGGGGCUCACUAGACCAGACUAGAGGUUCACAAUACCAGGUUAGGGGUUCAUGGGACCAGACUAGGGGUUCACAAGGCCAGGUUAGGGGCUCACUAGACCAGACUAAGGGUUCAUAAGGCCAGGUUAGGGGCUCACUAGACCAGACUAGAGGUUCACAAGACCAGGUUAGGGGUUCAUGGGGCCAGACUAGGGGUUCACAAGACCAGGUUAGGGGUUCAUGGGGCCAGACUAGGGGUUCACAAGGCCAGGUUAGGGGCUCACUAGAUCAGACUAGGGUUUCACAAGGCCAGGUUAGGGGUUGGUUGGACCAGACUAGGGGUUCAAAAGGCUAGGUUAGGGGUUGGCUGGACCAGACUAGGGGUUCAAAAGGCCAGGUUAGGGGUUGAUGGGAUCAGACUAGGGGUUAACAAGGCCAAGUUAGGUGCUGACUAGACCAGACUAGGGGUUUACAGGGCCAGGUUAGGGGUUGUUGGGACCAGACUAGGGGUUUAAAAGGCCAGGUUAGCUAGGGGUGGAUUGGACCAGACUAGGGGUUCACAAGACCAGGUUAGGGGUUCAUGGGACCAGACUAGGGAUUCACAAGGCCAGACUAGGGGUUCACAAGACCAGGUUAGGGGUUGGUUGGACCAGACUAGGGGUUCACAAGACCAGGUUAGGGGUUCAUGGGACCAGACUAGGGAUUCACAAGGCCAGAUCAGAGGUUCACUGGACCAGAUUUGGAGUUCUUCUUCUUUUAAUGUGCAGGGCUCCAAAUGGGGCAUUGCAUAUUAAAAAUAAAAAUAAAGAAAGAAGAACUCCAAAUAUGGCCCAGUGAACCCCUGAACUUGCCUUCAAUUGACCAUAUUUGGGGUUUGAUAACUUUUCAAGUUCAGGGGUUCACACACCAAGAUUAAGGGGUUAUAUGACUAGACUAGAGGUUCACAAGGCCGGAUUAGGAGUUCAUAGGACAGCACUCAGACUCGGGAGUUCAUUCAGCCUGGAGAUAACUUGGCAAGAUUUGGAGUUUCUCUAGGGGUUCACAAUGCCAGAUCAGGGGUAGAUGGGAUCAAACUAAUGGUUCACUGAAGUUCAGUACAUAUUCAUUAUUGUUUACACACUAAAUCAUUUAUAUCAUAUAGAACUGUAUGAAAUAAUAUAUUUCAGGGGUGAAGGAGUUAACUAAUUGUUGUAAAAUAAAUAAAGUUUAUCUUAAGACAUAACACUAUCACUAAGCUGUAAGCUCUUAUUAGUGUUACAGGCCCCAUUUGCCUUUUAUGCAUAAAGGAAGAUGCAUGUAGUUUCCUAAGUGAGAUACCUUUAUAAUAUGGUUAUAAAUACAUGUUACACUGUAGGCAUUCACAGUUGUUUACUAGUCUAGUGAAAUGUUGAGGUACAAUGUAUCUACUUUGUAAUGAUAAAUCAUUCCAAUUAGGCCAAGCAAAAAUACUUUGUGCUUAUGGUACCCUACAAGUUUUAGUGUCAAAUUUUUUUCGUCAAUUUUCAAAGAAGCAGAGCUGUUAAAACCAAGAUCACUCUAUAAACCAUAUAAAAUUGUUUUUAUUUUAAAGAAAACAUUUUACCUUCCUACCUACCCAAUAUUUUUCAGACAUGUUACAGGCAAUGUACGUUUUUUGUUUGUUUGGCCUUAUACAUGGUCUCUCACAAGCCACCAAAUAAUCAAAAUGUGCAUGUAAGUUUUGCAUUACAAAGUGCAGCUAACCAGGGAACAAAUGGAUACACACAUAAUCAGAAACAAUGCAUUACCACAUCAUUGGUGGUUACUUCCUUUCUAUUUAUUUUUCAUUUUAUGCUCUUUGUCAAAUUUUAUUUGCUAUGUUUAAAAUAUAAACAUACUUUUUACAAUUUGUGUAUAUAUAUGUCAUAAUGUGAUAACAUGCUAAUUUUUUAAAAAGGUGGCAAAUGCUAGUUUAAUUUUAAUUUUACUACCAUGACAAUCAGUCUUAUUAUUUAAUUAAACAGUGGUUAUGUUAUAUCUUAUUUAUGACAAUUGACACUUUUUCCUCACAUUGUCUAACCAUAUAUGGAUACUAUAGUUUAACAGUGUAAUCGGUUCCUAACUAUAGAAGGACCAUGUAUGCAUCUACAUGUUUUGUGGUGUUGGUAAUUGUAACAUUAUGUUUAUGUCUUGUUGACGUUACAUCAUCCUCGAUAUCCAGGGGUUACGCUCACAUUCGCUCUCUACACCCCUGGAAUAUGUCAUAGCAAAAUU
Messenger RNA from Mizuhopecten yessoensis (Yesso scallop), 5409 nucleotides. RefSeq lists its product as uncharacterized. Gene Ontology annotation, cellular component: chromatin; nucleoplasm. The transcript is spliced from 2 exons. The coding region runs from base 56 to 1726 and encodes 556 amino acids. Gene Ontology annotation, biological process: positive regulation of DNA-templated transcription. NCBI's taxonomy places the organism in Eukaryota, Metazoa, Mollusca, Bivalvia, Pectinida, Pectinidae. Gene Ontology annotation, molecular function: zinc ion binding; protein binding; ubiquitin-protein transferase activity. The record is from RefSeq and is a predicted model, not a curated record.